CUCUGCUUUAGUGUCAGAGGUGAAGAAGAUUCAAGUUGUGGAUAAUUUGAUGUAUGUUCUAAACAAUGAGGGCAUGCUCAGCUUGCUGGACUUUCACUCAUUUGUCAUGCUUUGUUGCUGGCCGGAUCAACACGUUGAAGAUUUCCUGCUGAUAUCAGACGGGAACUCCUCAACUAUUACACAGCAAGAUGAAAACAGCAUGAAAAUCAUGUCCUUGGUAGUUGAAGAAAACAAGGGUCGUGCUAGGAAGCUCGUGGUUCAGUCGCUGCCUUCGAUGGAGGUUUUCUACUCGCUGGAAGUUUCUUCUGAGUCUUGGUUGAUCCAGAAGGGAGUCAGUAUGGACCCUUUCUAUUUGCUGGAGGGAGUUUUGGCGAACACAAAGAGCAGCCCUGAAGAUCCCGUGUCUACUGUUGUGAUCCGAUGCUUCACAGAGGCGCUGCCAGAGAACAG
Molecule: messenger RNA, 450 nt
Organism: Sinocyclocheilus grahami
Lineage: Eukaryota; Metazoa; Chordata; Actinopteri; Cypriniformes; Cyprinidae
Product: kinetochore-associated protein 1-like
Exons: 7
Biological process (GO): mitotic spindle assembly checkpoint signaling; mitotic sister chromatid segregation; protein localization to kinetochore involved in kinetochore assembly
Cellular component (GO): cytoplasm; RZZ complex; kinetochore microtubule
Molecular function (GO): small GTPase binding
Source: RefSeq, a predicted model, not a curated record